AGUUUUCAAGGCAGAUUUCUACAUUAUGACAAACAUAUUUUUUACCUUAUUAUUUUUCGAAGUUUUUACUCCGUUGUAGUCAUGAAUAUUACAUCGUCAAAUCCAGAUUUUGAAAGGAGAGAUUCAAAGGACUCUAUGUGUGGGUCCUUGAAAGACAACGCGGCUCCAAUGCUUUUAUAUUCUCCAAUUGGUUACGAGAGCGAUCAAAGUCUAUCAGGUGAUAUCCCCUCUAUAGUAGUCAGUUCUCAUACCAAUCAAAGAAUGGUUGAAAAUUUUUCACAAAUAUCGAAACCGUCCGAUCUUAAUCCAGAUCCAAAUUCCGUGAAAGAUUUCCGAACAGCCUGCUCGUAUUUGGUUAAUGUUACAGCAAUGGUUAAUACAGCAUACAUUACAUUAGGUAGAUUGGUUAAACAAAUUGGAACUGGUCGAGAUAAUAUUACUGUUCGAGACAAAAUACACCAAACUAGUUCUACAACGAAUACCUUAAUUGGUUCGACGAAGUUACUUUUUGAAAAAGUCAGAGGAUUUAAUUUGGUAGAUGGAACUGAAAGGGACAGCUGGAUUAAACUCAAGGAUGACUUUAAAGGAACUGUACAAAGCUAUCAUGACAUGCAGGAACUAGUCGCUCGUAAAAUGAAACAAGCCCCUCCACUAGCCAGUCAAAAAGCAGCUAUGGAAGAUCUUCUCCGUUGGAAUGACUCUUCAGAUGAAGAAGAACAAUUAGAGGUACGUGAAAAAGUAAAUCAGAUUGGAGGUCUACACGGAGAAAACUCAUUCGUAAAUGAGCAUAAUAAUAGAAUUCUUCAAAUGGAAGCCGAUAUUGUUGAUGUUAACGAGGUUUUUAACGAGACGCCUAAUGUUCAACCGUCGAAGGUGUCAUGUGUUCCGGCGAGUGAAAGCACUCCACUUCUUCAGAGCAACUCCUCAGAAAUACGUGUAUCAGGGAGUAGCAGAAUAAGCCGAAAAGUAAAAAUCGGUUUGGUUAUUACUUGCCUAUUCUUAAUUAUUAUAUUUGUUGCUGUGCUGUUACUUGUUUUAGUCUUUCACUUUUAG
Molecule: messenger RNA, 1053 nt
Organism: Dimorphilus gyrociliatus
Lineage: Eukaryota; Metazoa; Annelida; Polychaeta; Dinophilidae
Source: the annotation of a GenBank genome assembly